AUGGUGGGACAAAGCCCUUCGAUACGGUCGUUCUUCCCCUUGCAGACUUCACCUCUCAAAACUUCGCCCCGAACAUCUUCACCCGCGCCAGGCGAUGGCUUUACCUCAUCAGAACUUGACACUUCCUUGUUACCAGCACAGAAGGACGAUUGGACCCCAUCUGCAGAUUACGACGAGUAUGACAUCGAUGCACUUGUGUCGGGACCAAAUCGAAUCAAGAUCGUAGGUCGCAUUGUCAACCUGUUCGAGAGCUCGCCCAAAGCAAAGUUACCAACAGGGGCCAAAGGAUCUGUCCACCUUGUGGUCAAAGACAACACGAGUGCUGUCACUGUCAAAUUGUCUUACACGCGUAUCUCUCACGGCUUGCGAAUAGGCCAACUUGUUGCAGUAUGGGCCACCUAUGUCGCCAACGGAGAUCGAGGUAUCUUCCCGUGCGCCGUCGCACCUCUGUACAUCAAGAUCUUUCCGGAAAAGGACAAGAGCUGCUAUAUCCUUGUACUCGAUGAUCCAAAGUUCGCCCAACUUUGCAGAAAGCCACUGAGUUAUGAGUCCACUCUCAUGUCCUUGAAGGAUUUCACUCAUGGUGGCGCUGAGGUGACGGAAGCCAAAAUCCUUGUCAUUGUGAAGAGCAUCAGUACACGUAAGAAAGUAUUGAAGAAGGAUGGAACCACAGCCGAUCUUGUGAAAGUUGGUGUGAUGGACGACACAAGCGAAGCAAUACUGUCCUUGUGGGGAGUCGCUUCAACAACCCCGGUGGAGUGGCAGCCAUCACAGACCGCGCUGCUUAUAUCCAGUCCGAGCCUAAAUGUCUCACACCAGACCUGGUUGGCACUAACAUCCAGCACCUUCAUCGAUGUGGACCCCAGUAUUCCGGAAGCAGACAGACUUCGUGCAUUUGCUGGACAUAUGAUCAAAAGACGGCACGUCAAUCCAGCUUAUCCUGACAAAGAGUUUGUAGAAUACGACUUUUGGAGUAUCUCUAAACCAGAUGAACAUGUUUUGAAUUCCCUUGCAGAUUUGGACGAUCGCGCGCGCGAGGCACCCGAAGACGAAUUUGAGGGUUAUCUGAGUGUGAUCAUACUAGACCUCAAUAUGACCUCUCUGCGACAACAGAACAUGCUUAUGUGCAAUGAAUGCUGCGGCAUCCCACUAUAUGCAAACUCGAUAGUAGCUAAAUGCAAGCAAUGUGAUGAGCAGGUGCCGUUGAGGAUCAACCCGCGACUGAUUGGCAAGCUAAUUGAUGAGAGUGGAUGCAUCUUGAGUGGCAAGCUUGUGCUGUCAGAUCAUGCGUGGACACGUCUUCUAGGAAGAAGCGCCGAAGAAAUGAUCCAGAGCAGUGCAAGUACGCUGAAGAGCGUAGAACACCGAAUACUUCACGUACGUAUCACGUUGCGGUUUUGGUGGAGUGCUAGUGUUGGCAAGCUCGUUAUCACGGACGUGCUUGAGUAA
Molecule: messenger RNA, 1449 nt
Organism: Aureobasidium melanogenum CBS 110374
Lineage: Eukaryota; Fungi; Ascomycota; Dothideomycetes; Dothideales; Saccotheciaceae
Exons: 7
Coding region: 1-1449 (482 amino acids)
Biological process (GO): resolution of meiotic recombination intermediates
Molecular function (GO): single-stranded DNA 3'-5' DNA exonuclease activity; single-stranded DNA binding
Source: RefSeq, a predicted model, not a curated record